UUCAUACUUCAAGUUGACAAAAAUAUAUACUUCUUCUGUUCUAAUUUAUGUGGCGAUGUUCGAAUUUUGAGAGUGUUAUUACAUUUGAAGCUGCAAAAGUUUAUACUACUACUAUCUCAUGUAUACCAAUCAGCUUUGCAAUUUGUUUCAUAUCAAUUGAUCAUGUUUCAAAAUCAAUCAAUCUGCUUCUUCUUCUACUACUUUUUUGUGUCUCUGUUUUUCUCCUUCGUCAGAUCCAGUGCAAAUAAUGAUACUUCCUCCUAUGCAUUUUGUCCUAAAUCAACCUGCAAUGGAGUGGAAAUUUCAUAUCCAUUCUGGAGACUUGACAAUUACAACGCCAGCGCUCCUCAGUACUGUGGUUAUCCAGGAUUUGGAAUCAAUUGCUCAAAAAACCAACCGCUUCCGAUUAUUUACCUUCCAGGCGAUGCUUUCUACGUCAAAAGUAUAGAUUAUAAAAGCUAUUCUCUCGCUCUAGUGGACGCUGAUGUUUUCAAUGAGACAUGCCCUAGAGCACGUCACAACCUUACAUUGGAGAAAUUGCCGUUUAAGUUUUCCGAUUCCGCUCUGGAACUUACCUUCUAUUUCGAUUGUACGGAACCUCUACCUGAUUCUCUUCCCGCAGAAUGCUUGAAAUCAAGUGGAAACAGGACGUAUUUCUACGUUGGGGAAACUGAGCCAGACUAUUUGAACUGGUUUGGGAUUUGUGAAGAGAAAGUGGUGGCGACGGUGAAGGAAAGGAGAAGAUUCCAGAACAAUGAUUGGAUCAGAGGAUUUGGUGCCGCCAUGGGAGAGGGUUUCGUGCUGGACUGGUGGAGCGCGUCGGAGUGCGGGCAGUGUGAGGAAUCAGACGGGAGGUGCGGUUAUAACAAUUCAACCCAUAACCUUUUGUGCUACUGCCGAGAUGGUACCGUUAAGUUUAAACAUUGCGAAGGCGAUAAAAGAGAUAUCAGAGUGAAGGUUGCCGUAGGUGUAGCUGCAGCUGCAUUCACUGCCAUUGUGGCAUGCGUAAUUUUCUUUCUCUAUUAUCGUCGACAGAAGAAACGUCAUGCUGGUUCGUCUUUGAUAUCCAGAAGUAUCCUUUCCUAUCCCACCUCAACAAUGGACCCUGAAAAGGCUUCGCACUAUUUCGGAGUUCACGUCUUUGACUACAAUGAACUGGAAGAAGCCACGAACAGUUUUGAUUCUAGCAAAGAGCUAGGAGAAGGUGGAUUUGGCACAGUAUAUAAAGGUAAACUUCGAGAUGGGCGUGUUGUUGCUGUAAAACGUUUAUAUGAGAACAACUACAAGAGGGUUGAGCAAUUCCGAAAUGAAAUUGAAAUCCUCACUCGUUUGCGCCAUCGAAAUCUAGUUACCCUUUACGGAUGCACAUCUCGCCAUGGCCGUGAGCUUCUUCUUGUGUAUGAAUAUAUUUCCAAUGGUACUGUUGCUGAUCAUCUUCAUGGGGAAUUCUCAAAGCCUGGAUCACUUUCAUGGAAUACACGAAUGAGCAUUUCCAUAGAAACGGCAAGCGCGCUAGCCUUUCUCCAUAAUUCAGAGGUCAUUCACCGAGAUGUAAAAACUAACAAUAUCCUCCUAGACAGUAAUUUCUGUGUCAAAGUAGCUGAUUUUGGGUUGUCUCGGCUUUUCCCUACUGAUGUUACACAUGUCUCAACAGCUCCACAGGGUACCCCUGGAUAUGUUGAUCCCCAGUAUCACGAAUGCUAUCAACUCACCAGUAAAAGUGAUGUUUAUAGUUUCGGUGUGGUAUUAAUCGAGCUUAUAUCCUCCCUGCCAGCUGUUGAUAUCUGUAGGCAUCGACAGGAAAUAAAUCUAUCAAAUAUGGCAAUUAACAAGAUUCAGAGCAACACAUUACAUGAGCUGGUUGAUUCAAAUCUUGGUUUUGACUCCAAUGACAUGGUAAAGUUGAUGAUCACUGCCGUGGCAGAGUUGGCUUUCCAGUGUCUUCAGAACGACAGGGAUUUGAGACCAUCCAUGCCGGAGGUUUUGGAAGCUCUACUGGGAAUUCAGAGUAUGGAUAAAACAGCAACAGAAAUAGGGAAGCCAAGUCCCGGUGAUGAUGCUGGAUUGUUGAAGAAUCACGCAUUAUCUCUCUCACCCGAUUCAGUUAUUUCAAAAUGGACUAGCAGUAGCAGUUCAACAACACAUGCUUCCAGUAUUGGCUAAGUUUAUGCCCUUAGUUUGUCUAGUUUGUGGUUUUCUUGAUAGUGAUUCUUCAGCCACCUGCUCUAUUGGUCGCGGAAGGUGAAGUUUAGUGUCUUUCCUUUGAGUACUUUGGACCUUUUUCUAUCUUAAAGAGGUUGUACAUAUCUCGUAUGCAGCAAUUUAAAUUUAACAAUACUAAUUCAAUUCAUUUCUUAAAUUCUUUAGUUAAA
Molecule: messenger RNA, 2372 nt
Organism: Solanum verrucosum
Lineage: Eukaryota; Viridiplantae; Streptophyta; Magnoliopsida; Solanales; Solanaceae
Product: LEAF RUST 10 DISEASE-RESISTANCE LOCUS RECEPTOR-LIKE PROTEIN KINASE-like 1.2
Exons: 4
Coding region: 163-2163 (666 amino acids)
Biological process (GO): protein phosphorylation
Molecular function (GO): polysaccharide binding; ATP binding; protein kinase activity
Source: RefSeq, a predicted model, not a curated record